GUCUUCAAUCACAUUUCUGAUGAAACAUUUGAAGGAAACACUGUCUGGAUCUUGGCUAUUCUUUUCUUUAAAAUGGGAAGUCAUGCAAUGGACAAGUUAGUAUUGGAAACUUUAGAAGAGCGAGGGAGUCUUGAAACAUUUGAAUUCGCCAAAGAACUCGGGAAAGACCAUCAAGCCAUUGUUGGAAGUGUAAAAAGUAUUCAUGCUCUUGGAGAUGUAAGUGAACGUACAGUGCACAUUUCCGUCUGUUAUCUACAGUGGGGCAAGCGUAUUGUUUAUGUUUCGAAAGCUAUUCUAAUAUAAAAGCUUCCAGACUAAGAAAAAACUUUGUACUCCCCGGGAAGGAUCUCUGGAUAUUGUGUGAGGGAUCAAGCAUGCGAAUCAAAGAACUUAGAUUUAUUGAAUUCGAAACUGGAUCAUUAUUAUAGUUCAUGCGAUCAAUAACGGGCAACUACACAAUACGGGGCUAUAAACGGAAGUGGCUCAGUGGCUCGCUAGUUCCCGGAGUGUUGAUCUGGCGCCAGUUGUUCAAAGGGUAGCUAACAAUAUCUGACAUAUACAUCUCUAUCCACUGGAUAGCACAAUUAUUGGUUUCCUAACACUUAUCCGCUGGAUGGUGAUUUGAGGUUGGAUAGCACUAUUCAAUAUUUGAACAACUUUUUACCUGUACUAGCCUGCAGAAUAACUUAGUCCGGUAGAGAAUCCAUGGGUGCAUGGUAUGGUGUUCUAUAGUAUAUGGUGGCAGACUUUCAUUCUAAAAAAAAACAAGGCACCUAUUAUUUGAAGAAAGGAAGAUCAUCGUACCAGAAACGCUCCUACUUACUUCAUCUGUUCCACUGAUUUCGCACCACCCACAGCCUUCCUAUCUAAGGUCAGGAAAGUGGUGAAACUGCUUUUAGUGGGGGACUACAAUUCUGCAUUGCUUCCCCUCCCUUUGUUUACAAGAAACAAAAUAAAAUAUGUUAUUCGUGCAAAAAGUUCCCCAUAACCCCCCGCCACACCCACCCACCCACACACACACACUUCCAAUAUACAUUUGUAGCAACAGUUCCUAGAAAAUCAUGGCUGUCAGAAACAUUUGAUCCCAUAUCAAAUCUCAGAAGUUUUGCCAGUGAACUCCUAGUCUGUUUUUUUUUUUUUCUUCCUGUCGUAGAAUCGUGAACUUUUGUCAUUAAGUGAUGGAUUUUUAAUGUACCCAUGGAGCAGAAGCUCCCAGGGAUGUAUAGUUCUAGUGCUUGUAAAAGCAUUGAAAUUUCCCAGACACAGCACAAAGGGAGGAUGAUAAACAAUACUUUUUCUUUAUAUAUUAGGUAAUAAAUGUAGAACAGCGUCAAGCAGAAGGCUGGGUUCUAACAGAAGAAGGAAGUGAAGUCAUGGAACAGGGAAGCCACGAGUUUUUAGUAUUCCAAGCUAUUCCACCUGAAGGCUUACCCCAGUCAGAAAUCAAGGUACAAGGUUGUAUGUGGAGUUGAAAUAUUAAGGACGAUUUUUUUAUAAGAUCACGACAUUUUAUUUUUGGUGAUCAUUAUUCAUGCACUUUCUUAUUCCUGCCAAUAUGUUACCUUGGCUAAGAAGUGAGGUUAUGAGGAAAAGUGAAAAGUUAGGGGAGAGUGUGGUCCAAAACCAACAAGACUGCAAUAAUGUUUUGAAAUUUACCAAAUUUUUAAAAACCUUUUCCAUGUACAUUUAACAUCAAAUUGAGGACACUAACGUGAGACAACUGUUCUUACACAGCUUACUGAAGUUGGAACUGGCAUUUCUAUAUGGUCAGACAAGCCAUAUUAUGGAAAGGUCUAGUACAGGCAGUGUCUUCUCUACAGUAAUCUUAAGACCAUGAGUAUUGCUCUGGUUUGGGGAAUUGAAACCGGAACUUCCUGCUCAAUAGAAUAGUGCUCUACGAACUGAGCUAAUCCUGCCACAGAAAAUUAUCUUUGGAUCUCAAAAUCUCAAAAUUGUUUUGAUGAGUGUUGAAGUACAGUUUUUUGAGUUCUCUUUGUGUUAACAGAUUUUUGAACCUUCCAAUGCAAGUCUCAGUUUUUAAGGAAGGUCUCAGCUUAUCAGAUUCUACCAUUCACCACUCCUCUUAGAUGGGCUCUCGGACAGGUGUAGCUUGGUGUAUUACGCUGGUUGCAGUUAUUAUUCCAUAAAUAAAUCUACAUCAGUAAUGUUGUUUAUUAACAGCAUUAUAAACAGUUUAAUGUGUCCUGCCUUUACUUUUGUUUACUAUUGUUGAUAGAACCUUGGUCCACAUGCUAAUGUUGGUUUCAGUAAAGCCAUGUCAGCUGGGUGGCUUCAGGUGGAUAAAAGUGCUGAAGGAGGACCCAGGGUAAAAAGAAAGGUGAGGAAAGAGCUACAGAGCUUAAAGGGGCUGUGUCAUGGUAGUCCAGUCCAUUUUGGUUAAUUUUGCCAAUUACGGUACUCGCCCUCAAUUGCCAUGGAACUUAAAGUAAGCAAAGAAAUUAUAUGUAAAUGACAAAAUCAAAAAUUCGAGACAAACAAAUAUGUCUCCUGAGCAUUAUUUUUGAAGUUGCUAGCAGCAGGGAUCAACUUUGAAAAACUGUUACGCUGAACAGUUUUCAAAAACCUAAUUUCAAUCCGUUUCAAUCUUCUUCAGUUUUGCCCAUCCGUGGCAUUUUUUGUUUCUGUUAUGUUAUUUUAACCUUCCUUUAAAGUUGUAAGUGGUUAUUUUUAUGUUUCUCUUAAUUUAACAGGCAUUUUGUAAUUUCCAAAUUUGGCUGAAUUUCAUGACACAGCUCCUUUAAGUAAUCUUAAAACUCAUUGCCAGUAACUAGAUACCAUUUGUGUGGCAGGAAGCACCCAAAAGGCUAGAUUAUAAAAAUGAAUUUUAGUGUAGAGAUUUUUCUUGGAUAUUAACUCUUUUCUGUUCUAUUGUAUGUGUUAAAUAAUGAUUUUGUGUUUGUUAGACUGAGAAGGUACAAGAUGAUGUGCAAGUUGCAUUGACGAAGAUAAGGGAUCAUCAAUUGUCAGAAAUCUCUGACUCCAAGAUGAAGGAAUUUAAGAAAAGGAAACUUAUUAAAACACAGUGAGUAUAAAUAUUUGCAGUGAAGGGUGUCAAAGUGGCACAGAGAGGUAAAGGAGAUAAAACACAGUAACUCCAUCCUUUGUUAAUGCAUUUUUAUUGGACAUCUGCUGUAGACACAACACAGUACAUGUAACUCUUUCCCAGGUCAGUGUUUUACUGGGGCAUCAUAUCUGUGGCAGAAAGUACAUAUGUAAACACAGGCAUGGAAGCUGAAAGUCUCACCACCUGUCAAUGAUGAAUUUAAUAUUUUGUCGGCACUCAAUUUUUCGAUGUAUUCUCCUACAGCUCUCAGCUGUUACAUGUGUAAGUGGAGGAAAGAGAUUCAGUAGAGUGUAGGCAGUGGCAGUAGUUUUUUUCUAGGACCUGACUAGUGGGUGUCUUGAGGUAAGAGGUUUUGUCUCUGCCUGGCAACAACCAAAGUGGGUUAUCUGUGCAUCUGUUCCAAUGAAAUUCCAGUUUUAUCUUGACUAUGACUUACUUAAAAUAAUCUUUACAAUAGUCCAUAAAACAAUAUUAUUGACAGUGGAUGCUUGGUUAGUAUCCAUUGAAAGCAAGCUUAGUUAAACUUGAAUUUUUUUUAAUGGACAAGACAACUUUUGUUGUGCUGUACGUGUAAUUUUAGCUUCCUGUUGCCAGAAAAUAGCAAUGUGCCAGUGAUCAAUAUUUCAGUAGUGGUUUAUCAUUAUUUUUAGGGUUAUCAAGAGCUUUUAUGUAACAAGAGGAAGUGACUUUAGUACAUCACCUACCAAGCUUGAAGCUGAUUUAACAGCAGACAUGUUGGCAAGGUUUGUAUCCCUCAACCCAAAUAUAUUUUUUGUAACUGUUGAACUUUUCAACCAAUUUUGUUGGGCAGAAGAGCUCUGAGUUACUUUUACAUGCAAUUUUGAGGUCUGUCUAAUGAAAGAGGGAUCUGUGUAGGGUGAACCCAUUUUGUGAGCAAAUUUUAAAAAAAUUGUAUCUGUUAACAACAAUGUACAGGGCUCAAAAUAAAAUUUUGGACAGUGGCCGGUCAUUUGGACUAGCCAAAAAAGUUUAGCUCAGUCGUGGCUAGCCCUCAUUUCUGGCUGGACAUCAGUUGUCCAUUGACCAGCCAUUAUUUUUAGCCCUGUUGUAACUGAUACAUUAUGUUGCAGUGGUUCCUGGAAAGAAAAGAAGUUCAAGGCCUACAACUUUGAUGCUCAAGGAAUUAUGCCAACUUCAGGUCACCUUCAUCCUUUAAUGAAAGUUAGGGCUCAAUUUAGACAGAUCUUCUUGGAAAUGGGGUAUGCUGUAAUAAUAAUAAUGAUAAUAACCGACAAAAAAAAUCCAAACUAUUUGAACAGUAUGAUACUGACAGUCAUUGGAAAUUAUAUUGAAUAUGUGUGGUGGUUGACAGGUGUAAUCAUUCAUUUUCUUGAAUUUUUACUUUAAAUAUAAAGUAUGAUUUGUGUUGUUUUUGUGUAUUGCUGUAAUCCACAUGUUGUUGUCUUUUCGCUGUUCUUCAAAUUCUCAGUGUCUCAGUAUUCUACAGUUCAAGUUAAUUAGCUUUCACAUGUCGAAAUCGGCUCGUCUCUUUCACUUCUACAUUUCGAGGAUUAAUAGUGUGAUUUACAGAAUGAUUCGCUGAAAAAGGAAAAACCAAAAUAUCCUGAGAAGAUAUUCGCUCAAAGGAUGAAAAAAAACCCUUAGAAAAAAACUACUUACACUAGCGUGAAUCUCCGGGUCUUCGUUUCUAAAUCUGAAUGUCUUCUGCUCAUGUCCACUGCUAGCUCAAACUGAAUUUUUAAAUAUAGUACUAGAAUGCAAAAUACCCUUAGGGAAUCCAAGGGACGCAUUGCCAUCGGCAACGGAUUUAAUUCAUAACACCAUAAGGUAUUUUUAAUAAAAGUAAAAAAAUAAUUCAUUGAUUAAAUGAAUAAGAAUUAAUAAUAAUAAUAAUAAUUUUGUUUUCAGGUUUACUGAGAUGCCUACAAACAACUUUGUGGAAAGUUCCUUUUGGAAUUUUGAUUCUUUGUUCCAACCACAGCAGCACCCGGCCCGUGAUGCACAUGACACAUUUUUCAUGGCAGGUCAGGGAUAUACAUGCUUUGUUGAUACCUUUUCCUACAAUUUUGGACAAAAAGUGUUAAGAAUUUUGCACUUUCUUACCCACAGUAUACCUAUCCCACAGAUUUAGUACUGCUAUGUUGUUCAGUUGAGGUCAGAAAUUAUCGUGUCGCUGCCACCCAUAUUGCUCUACUCAGUUUUGGGUGUGUCGCUGCCACCCUUAUUCAUGGGCAAAUUGAAUAGUUCACUUGCAUGCUUGCAGUGAAUUUGAACUGUAUUGUUUGUUUUAGAUCCCAAGUUUGCUAAGUUAGAGGAGAUGCCACAGUCAUACAUUGAAAAAGUAAAAGCCAUGCAUGAGUCUGGAGGGCAUGGCUCACAAGGGUAAGUACAGUCAGCAAAAAUCCCACACACAUCAUAUACUGUAAAUCCUCUAUUAAGCCCCCCGGGGGGCUAAUUUAUUUCAAGCCCAUUUGAGGGGGGGCUUAAUGGAGACGGGGGGCUUAUUUGAGACAGGGGGCUUAUUUAAUUAAGAAAUGAUGAUGGUAUCAGUUGUCCAUAAAGAACUAGAAUACAAAGAAGUUUUAGGUCAUACAGCCAAGGAUCAGAAUCAAAUCCGAACUUCCAGUUGGUAAAUAAACCAUCCGGUAUCUGCCUGAUUUCAGCUGUCAUAGGACAGCACAAUAGGACAGUAUGCAUCAUGCGUAAAUAAUAAUAAUAAUUAUUGGACAGAAUGCACUAUUGCCCGCACACUUGAAUGUUUUUUUCUUUAUUUUAACUUCUAACAGAAAAACCUUUGGAAGAUCUUGUGUUUUGAUUCUAAAAACUCUUAAAUUAUCACAAAUUUUGUUUAAUAGCUCCCCCUAAAAUCUUCAACUGGCCUAAGAAUCCAUUAGGCCAAGGGCAUCGGAUGUGGCCCUCCAGACUGCCUCUGAUAUAUAAUUCUUAGAAUGAUGAUUUAGUAUUUUAACAUUUAUGAUAGAUAGUACGUUUAUAAUUUGUUAAUAAUAUUAUAGAUAUCAAUAUGAAUGGGAGCUUGAGGAGGCCAAGAAGAACAUUCUCAGGACACACACAACAGCUGUUAGUGCAAGAAUGCUGUAUAAACUUGCCCAACAGGUAGUGAAUUUUUUUUUCGUAUUGUAAACAAAUGAAGCUUAUAAAAUUGUGUCUAUUUUUCGGUUCAAUAGACCUAUUCGGCUAACUCAAUGUUGUACCCAAUUCAAAUCUCCCGGGGAUAAGAUUCUUUGUGUAUUGUAUUUGCAUUAUAAUGUGGCAUUCACAUUUAAAUGAUAUGGAAAUUCCUGAAACAAAACAUUUUAUUCCCAAAGGGUUUGAAUUGGGUACAACAUUGAGUUAGCUGAAUAGGUCUAUUUUUUAUUUGUAGUAUAUUCUUCACCAUUAGAGAGCGUUAGAUUUUAAGAUGAGAAAGACUAUGAGUACAAGAUUUUCUCAAUACUAAGUAGAGCGUGCACAUGAACCAGCAUCAUUUUGGUUGGAAAAUGUGGUAGCCAUCAUCACUCUACUAUGAGUUUUAGCGCGAGUGUCGUAGUGGUGGGAACAAGUUAUCAAAUGUUAGAAGUUUUAGCAUUUUGCAAUCGGGAGAGGGCUCUGAACCUCCUUCAAUAAUGAUAACAGUGCUAACUUUUUUGGUGAAAAAAGUACAGUGAAGAUUCCCGGGGUGUUUAUUUUUUGACAAUGCACGAAAAAACUUAAAAUCAAAUCUGGUACUCAUCCUCAAAUCUAAAGGUCUCUAUUCUUUUAAAUGACUGGUAGUAAAUUUGAUAAUUAUUUUGAAUUUAAGGAAAAAUUCACACCAGUCAAGUACUUCUCAAUUGAUCGAGUGUUCCGCAAUGAAACUCUUGAUGCCACUCAUCUAGCAGAAUUCCAUCAAAUUGAAGGUGUUGUCGCUGAUUAUAACUUGACCCUGGGAGAUCUGAUUGGAAUUCUCUAUGAAUUCUUUAAGAAACUAGGUGAGUGUAUCUCUUUAUUGCAGUAGCAGAUUGUGUGAUGUACCAAUUGCAUUAUUCUUUCAAAACAAAGUAAGUGAAAAGUGGUUUGAUCUUUUCAGUUGACUACCUUAAAAUUCCGAAAAUAAGCCCUGGGGCUUAUAUUUUUCAAAGGCCCUCUUUGAGGGGCUUAUAUUCGAAGGGGCUUAUCUACGGAGGAAAAUUUGUGUUUCAAAAUCAAUUGGGUAGCCUUAUAGUUGGAAGUAAAUUUAUCAUUUUUGUCUUGUUUUACUUUGUAUUUGAGGGCAGCUUUUCCAAGUACAAGCCCCCAGGAGGCUUAUAUUUGGAGGGGCGAUUUAACGGAGGGUUUUUUGCAUUACGAGUUUGGGAGGCUUAUACAUGGGGUGGAGGGGCUUAUUUUCGGAAUUUUACGGUAUUACACAAUGGACUUGUUUUUGUUCAGGUAUUACAAAACUAAAGUUCAAGCCUGCCUUCAACCCUUACACUGAACCAAGUAUGGAAGUGUUUAGCUACCACGAUGGUAAGAAAAUUUAUCAUUUUUAGGAAUUUCAUUUAGCACAUAGCAAAAUAACAAAUGUUAUUAAACUAAUAUGCCAACAGGAUACAUGCUUCACAUUGAUUUGUUUGCCUGCGUGCCUUUUGUUGUCACUGUUUUUUAAGCUGUGCGUAGUGGUUAACAAUAAAUUAAUCCCCUCUUUCAUUCCUACCUUUGUUUAGUCAGUAGGAGUAAACUUAUGCAAGGUCAUUUUAUAGACUAAAACUUGUCCCCUAUUUUCGUUGAUGAGGGACAGUAAAGCAAUUAAAAUACUCUGGCAUGUGGCAAAUUGAUUUUCCUGUUUGCUCAACUAUCCCUGAUAAUCAUUUUACCCACUCAAAUGUGUGAGGAGAAUACAUCUAAUGACUUUUACUAAGCAAGUGUGCAGGUAUUUGAGAAUGAAGGACAAUUUUCCAGUGAGAUUAAGAUUCCAAAUCAACUUUAUUUCAGGCCUGAAGAAAUGGGUGGAAGUAGGAAAUUCUGGAGUUUUUAGGCCUGAGAUGUUGUUACCAAUGGGAUUACCAAAAGAUGUUGCAGUCAUUGCCUGGGGACUUUCAUUAGAAAGGUAAGAGUUCAGUCUGUCAAUACUCUCAACCAUUUUUUUAAGGAAUGUAUGGGGAUCAUUCUGGAGAAUUAGCAUGAGAAUAUGGAGAAAUUGCCUUCGCUCGUGUUGGCCCCUCACUGUGGAACACUCUUCCUUCAGCUGUCAGGAGUACCCGAGGUGUUAGGGUGUUAACCAAACUCUAAAUUGAAGACCUUUUUGUUUUGUUUGGCAUUGCCCAAUGAACCAAUUCUUGUACAGUAAUUAAAUUGUAGUGUUUUAUUUCCAUUUUCUCAUAAAAAGUGUACUGUUUGUUGUGUGUUAGUGCUAUAUAAAAUGAAUUUAUUAUUAGUAGUAUUAUUAUUAUUAUUAACUGAGUUCCUACAAGAUAGCUCAUCAAGCAUUUUUUUCUUUGUAGACCGACUAUGAUCAAGUACAAGAUCUCCAAUAUCAGAGAUUUGAUAGGCCACAAAGUGGAUCUUGAAAUGGUUCACAGGAACCCCAUUUGCCUUCUGGAGAAAGCAUGA
Molecule: messenger RNA, 8635 nt
Organism: Porites lobata
Lineage: Eukaryota; Metazoa; Cnidaria; Anthozoa; Scleractinia; Poritidae
Source: the annotation of a GenBank genome assembly